AUGCGAAAAUUUUCUUACACGAUAAUGUUUAUUACAGUGUAUUUCGCUACAUUACUACUUAAAAACGCUGAAACGUUCCAUCAUACAAGUGCAAAUCAAGGGCUGAUAAAGAUGUGUCCACCUGGUGGACCAGCUUUUGCUACAGCUUGGCAACUUUCAUGUGGAAUGAGGAAAAAACGAUCAACGACCUCCUCAUCACCAUCCUGUACUGUUAUGUAUGAAACUUACAAAAAAACCAUUUUAGAUUUACCUAAAAGAGUAAAACGAAAAGCCGGAUAUCGACCCCUAUCGUUAACGGAAAUGAUGCAGUACUGUUGCCAUUUUGGAUGCACUUUUCGAGAUCUAUUUCCUUAUUGCGACCCAUUCGGUAGAUGGGAUUCAUGA
Dracunculus medinensis (Guinea worm) is the source of this 384-nucleotide messenger RNA. The record is from the annotation of a GenBank genome assembly. Lineage: Eukaryota; Metazoa; Nematoda; Chromadorea; Rhabditida; Dracunculidae.